Rhipicephalus sanguineus (brown dog tick) is the source of this 703-nucleotide messenger RNA. Its product is annotated as clotting factor B-like. NCBI's taxonomy places the organism in Eukaryota, Metazoa, Arthropoda, Arachnida, Ixodida, Ixodidae. Gene Ontology annotation, molecular function: serine-type endopeptidase activity. The coding region runs from base 233 to 703 and encodes 156 amino acids. The record is from RefSeq and is a predicted model, not a curated record. Gene Ontology annotation, biological process: proteolysis. The transcript has 5 exons.
UCUAAAAGACGAGAACGGCAAAGAACAAGUGCUACGCUGUGGUGGAAGCAUAUUAACAAACAAGAUAAUACUAACAGCAGCACACUGCCUGAAGCUCCCUGGCUAUACUCUGGUUGAAGCAAGCGUGUACUACAACACCAGCGAGGCGUUGCAUGGGCCUAAAGCAUUGGUGAAUCGAGCUAUCGUUCAUCCCAAAUACAAAGACGUCAGCACGGGCUAUGACAUCGCCUUGAUGAGUCUUCUGGAGCCGCUUCGUUAUGACCCAUACGUGAGGCCUAUCUGCUUACCAAAAAAAGUCAGACCACUUUCCGGAAGGCCUGUUCUGGCUUCAGGCUGGGGAUAUACGAAUCCAGCGGGCAACUCUUCACAAGACUUGCUUUAUGUAGUGCUGAAGGUAUUACCAGACUGGAAAUGCAAAUGCGAACUGCAUCAUACAACAGCUUCGAACGUCAGCAGCUCGUUGUUACUGUGUACUCACACUCCUGGGAAGGAUAUCUGCAUGGGGGAUUCGGGUGGACCACUCACAGUUUGGAACAAAAAUGGGCUGUCGGAGCUAGUGGGCGUUGUGUCGUUCACAUUCGGAUGCGGCUCUGUGGGUUACCCAAGCGGAUUCACUCGCGUCUCUGGGUACACAGACUGGAUAAGAGAAUCUAUGAAAUCACCAGACAACUGGCAGAAACUGCCCGCAGCCUUCAAACAUUAG